AUGUUGUCCUCAGAGAAGAAGAAUAGAAAUAAGACGACGAAGAAGAAACCGUCACCGUUGCUACCAGCGACCCCGCAACCAACCCCAAAUCCGUAUAUUCCCGAUGAUUUGCUACUGAGUUGCGUCCCACGCAUCCGAUCAGUCUUAGGUCACAGAGAGAUUUGUCUCUAUGUGUACUUACGAUUCUAUCCUGACACUAACCUUCGCUGGUUUACUCUCUGCCGGAGACCUAAUCGAACCCUAACAGAGAAGAAGAAGAAGCCACGUAGCAAUCUUUUGGUUGGAAUCACAUGUCCCCAUUCUAGUCCUCCCUGCGCAAGUUACACAGCUGUUGGUUCUGAUAUCUACGAAAUUGGCGGACUCAUCAAUGGCCUGGCUUCCUCUACCGUCUCGGUCUUUGAUUGCAGGUCUCAAUCUUGGCACCAAGCUCCAAGCAUGCAGGUGAGAAGUUCGAACCCGGAAGUCAAGGCCAUUGAUGGAAAGAUAUAUGUUAGAAACAUUGACUACACCAGAUUAUCUAACUUAGUAGAGGUUUUCGAUCCAAAAUCCGAAACUUGGACUUACGAAACUAAAGAAUGGAAAUCACUGGAUGGUUAUUAUAAAUCUAAAGAAUUCAUAUCACGAUCUUGUUGGUGCGAGAUAGAUAACGUGUUGUACUAUUAUGAUAUUGAUAGGGGAGAGUUCAAGUGGCAAGACACUAAGGCAAGAAACUGGAGAAUCUUGAAGGGUUUGUUUGGACUGCCUAAUUAUUUGUUUUGUUCGACUGAUCAUUCUAGUCAGGUUCAAUUGGCGGAUUAUGGUGGAAAGAUGGCGAUUUUUUGGGACAGGCAUGAUUAUUCUAGCAACUGUAACGGAAGAAACCUUUGGUGUGCGGUGAUCACGCUUGAAAGGCGUAGUAGUGAAGAGAUUUGGGGGACAGUCGAGUGGUCUGAAGUUGUGCCUAAAGUCCCCAAAGAUUUUACAUUUGUGGAUGUCCUUUCUGCUACUGUUUGA
This is a messenger RNA of Microthlaspi erraticum, 993 nucleotides long. Lineage: Eukaryota; Viridiplantae; Streptophyta; Magnoliopsida; Brassicales; Brassicaceae. The record is from the annotation of a GenBank genome assembly.